UUAUCUUUACCGAAAGAAACUCGAAUCGAAUUUAGUUUCAGAAGAUUCAGUCAUCUUCCUCAAGGAAAAAAUAAAGAUUUCAUUCAUGCCCAACGAUAAUGUCGUACGAGCUGCAUACCUUGGAAAAAUGCUAACAGAUUGUUUACUCGCAGACCAAGCACACGUACGCAGAUUUUCCAAAAACAAAAAUGGAGAGAAAUACACCAGUGAGAAAGCCACACACUUCCACCGCCGAUCUCCUCACGUGGAAGGAGGCUCCUCCUUCUGAAUCUCCGGCCAAGGUCACCGCCCACCGCUCUCACCAGCCGUCGGAUAGGAUCGGCAAGGUUCUGUUUGGAGGUCAGGUCACCGAUGAAGAAGCUGAUAGUCUCAUGAAGAAGAAGCCUUGUUCAGGGUAUAAAUUAAAGGAAAUGACUGGCAGUGGUAUAUUUAAAGCUAAUGGUGGAGGAGAUGCAUCUGAAUCUGGUGCCAGUAAUCCAAUUAACAAAACUAGUGUGCGUGUUUAUCAGCAAGCAAUGAAUGGAAUUAGUCAAAUAUCAUUUAAUGCUGAGGAGAGAAUCUCUCCUAAGAAGCCUACCUCUCUUCCUGAAGUAGCAAAACAGCGUGAGUUAAGCGGGACUUUGCAAAGUGAAUCUGACAUGAAGAGUAAAAAGCAGAUAUCAAACGCAAAAUUCAAGGAGAUCAGUGGGCAUGACAUCUUUGCCCCUUCCCCCGAAAUCAAACCUCGAUCCUUAGCUGCUGCUCGCACAUUGGAACCAAAAGAAAACAAAGACAUUGAGAAACCUGCCCCACGAAAUAUACGCACUUCUGUAAAAGUUUCUAAUCCUGCUGGAGGUCAGAGUAAUAUCCUGUUUGGUGAAGAACCAGUUAAGAGAACAUCAAAGAAAAUACACAACCAGAAGUUUCAAGAGUUGACAGGCAAUAACAUUUUCAAGGGAGAUUUUCCUCCAGGAUCUGCAGAAAAGCCACUAAGCAAUGCUAAACUGAAAGAAAUUAGUGGCAGUAACAUCUUUGCCGAUGGAAAGUCAGAAUCCAGGGACUACUUUGGUGGUGUUCGCAAGCCUCCUGGUGGUGAGAGCAGCAUCGCAUUGGUGUAACUUGUGGGCCAAUCUAACUAGCUAUAUUUGCAUGAUUCAGGUAACGUUAUUGUUCUACAUUAUUCCUGUGUGAGCGCUUGUGUUUCCCCUAGUGAAGUGCCCUUUCGACGUUAGAGUGGUGUAUGAUGGCUUUGGAUUAUGUAUAACCCAUUUGACAUUUAGAUUAAUGUACUGGAUCGGAUGGCCAGUUGAGUUAUUUCUACUUCUUAAAUCUUAAUCAUGCCUGAUUUAGUUA
Molecule: messenger RNA, 1332 nt
Organism: Manihot esculenta (cassava)
Lineage: Eukaryota; Viridiplantae; Streptophyta; Magnoliopsida; Malpighiales; Euphorbiaceae
Exons: 6
Coding region: 189-1097 (302 amino acids)
Source: RefSeq, a predicted model, not a curated record